AUGAAGAGUGAGCUGAACAGGAAUUACUCAGAGGUGACUGAGUUUAUUCUACUGGGGUUUAGAAUCCCUCAAAAGCUACAGAUCCUCUUAUUCUUCGUGUUCUUGAUGAUCUACAUCGUUAUUGGGGUGGGAAAUAUCAGCAUGAUGAUUGUCACUAAGAUGGACUCCAGACUUCAAACGCCUAUGUAUUUCUUCCUUCGAAACUUGUCCUAUUUAGAUCUCUGCUAUUCCACAGUCAUUGCUCCCAAAACUUUAGCCAAUUUCUUGACUAAUGAAAAGAAAAUUUCAUACAAUGGCUGUGCAGCCCAAUUUUUCUUCUUUGCCCUUUUUGUCACAACUGAAGGCUUUCUGCUGGCUGUCAUGGCAUUUGAUCGAUUCUCUGCCAUUUGCUCCCCUCUCCUUUACCAUGUGUACAUGUCCCAGAAAGUCUGUGUUCAGUUGGUUACUGGAUCCUACGUCUGUGGAUGCAUCAACUCCAUAGUGCAGACAGGUCUCACUUUCAGUUUGCGUUUCUGUCAGGAAAACAGACUAGAUCACUUUUUCUGUGAUGUUCCAGCCCUGAUCAAGAUCUCAUGUGUUGACACCUUUGUCAAUGAGAUUGUACUGUUUAUUCUCUCUGCUCUCAUCAUCAGCAGCACCACAACUGUCAUUCUGGUUUCCUAUGCUUAUAUCCUCACCACUGUCCUGAAGAUCCCCUCGACGCAUGGCAGGACUAAGACCUUCUCCACCUGUGGCUCCCAUAUAGCAGUGGUGAGUUUAUUCUAUGGAACUGUCUUCUUCAUGUAUGCGCAACCUGGGGGCACCUCCUCACCAGAGCGAAGCAAAAUUGUAGCUGUGAUCUACACACUUAUAAUACCAAUGCUAAACCCUGUAAUAUAUAGUCUGAGAAACAGGGACGUGAAAGAUGCUGUGAAAAGAAUAUUACAUAAGAAAUGGUGCCCUCAGUGA
Galeopterus variegatus (Sunda flying lemur) is the source of this 948-nucleotide messenger RNA. RefSeq names its product olfactory receptor 12-like. Gene Ontology annotation, molecular function: odorant binding; G protein-coupled receptor activity; olfactory receptor activity. Gene Ontology annotation, cellular component: membrane. Gene Ontology annotation, biological process: sensory perception of smell; G protein-coupled receptor signaling pathway. The transcript has a single exon. Bases 1 to 948 code for a protein of 315 amino acids. Lineage: Eukaryota; Metazoa; Chordata; Mammalia; Dermoptera; Cynocephalidae. The record is from RefSeq and is a predicted model, not a curated record.